AUGGUCUCAAAUGGAAAGGUAUUUGGUAUAGUUUUCAGUGAAGAUCUACACGCCAGUCUAUAUUUUGUCAAUGCAUCUUUGCAAGAGGUAGUGUUUGCUAGUACCACAGGGACAUUGGUACCCUGUCCGGCAGCAGGGAUCCCUCCUGUGACGCUCAGAUGGUACCUAGCAACGGGCGAGGAGAUCUACGAUGUCCCAGGGAUCCGCCACGUCCACCCCAAUGGCACUCUCCAAAUUUUCCCCUUCCCUCCUUCAAGCUUUAAUAACUUAAUCCAUGAUAACACUUACUAUUGCACAGCUGAAAAUCCUUCAGGGAAAAUCAGAAGUCAGGAUGUCCACAUUAAGGCCGUUUUACGGGAACCCUAUACAGUCCGUGUGGAGGACCAGAAAGCCAUGAGAGGCAAUGUAGCAGUGUUCAAGUGCAUUAUCCCCUCCUCUGUGGAGGCAUACAUCACUGUUGUCUCAUGGGAGAAAGACACAGUCUCGCUUGUCUCAGGACCUAGAUUUCUCAUCACAUCCACGGGAGCCUUGUAUAUUUUAGACGUACAGAAUGAAGAUGGACUGUACAACUACCGAUGUAUCACAAGGCACAGAUACACUGGAGAAACACGACAAAGCAACAGUGCAAGACUUUUUGUAUCAGAUCCAGCGAAUUCAGCUCCAUCUAUUCUAGAUGGGUUUGACCAUCGUAAAGCCAUGGCAGGACAGCGAGUGGAGCUGCCUUGCAAAGCAUCAGGGCACCCCGCACCAAAGUAUCGUUGGCUGAAGGACAACGUUCCCUGGGAGCCUGACAGCAGGUUUCGGCAGACAGUUACAGGUCUACUGAUAGAGAACACGCGUCCCUCGGACACAGGCAACUAUGUCUGCGAGGUGUGGAACAACUAUGGUACUGCUGAGAUGAUAGGACGAUUAUAUGUAAAACAACCACUAAAAGCCACAAUCAGUCCACGGAAAGUAAAAAGCAGUGUUGGUAGUCAAGUGUCCUUGUCCUGCAGCGUGACAGGAACUGAGGACCAGGAGCUCUCCUGGUACCGUAACGGUGAAAUCAUCAACCCUGGUAACAAUGUCCGGAUCACUGGAGUCAACCGGGAGAACCUUAUUAUGGAUGGCAUGGCCAAGAGUGAUGGAGGCGCAUACCAGUGCUUUGUGCGCAAGGACAAGAUGUCUGCUCAAGACUAUGUUCAGGUGGUACUAGAAGAUGGAACUCCCAAAAUCAUUUCUGCCUUCAGUGAGAAAGUGGUGAGUCCAGGAGAGCCAGUCUCCCUUAUGUGCAAUGUCAAGGGGACUCCUCUGCCUACAAUCACUUGGACGCUGGACGAAGAUCCCAUAGUAAAGGAUGGCAGUCAUCGUAUCAGCCAGAUUAUCACCUCCGAAGGGAACGUGGUCAGUUACCUGAAUAUCUCUAACACUCAGGUCCGAGAUGGUGGAGUUUAUCGCUGUACUGCCAACAACUCUGCCGGAGUCGUCCUCUACCAGGCUCGAAUAAACGUAAGAGGGCCAGCAAGCAUUCGACCAAUGAAAAACAUCACAGCAAUAGCCGGCCGGGACACCUAUAUCCAUUGCCGUGUAAUCGGCUACCCAUACUACUCCAUCAAGUGGUACAAGAACUCAAACUUGUUACCUUUUAACCAUCGCCAAGUGGCAUUUGAAAACAAUGGGACAUUGAAGCUUUCAGACGUGCAGAAGGAAGUGGAUGAGGGCGAGUACACGUGCAACGUCCUGGUUCAGCCCCAGCUGUCUACCAGCCAGAGCGUUCAUGUGACGGUGAAAGUUCCGCCUUUUAUUCAGCCUUUUGAGUUCCCAAGGUUCUCCAUCGGCCAGCGAGUCUUCAUUCCCUGCGUGGUGGUCUCAGGGGAUUUGCCCAUCACAAUCACCUGGCAGAAGGACGGCAGGCCUAUUCCAGCCAGCCUUGGGGUGACGAUUGACAACAUUGACUUCACCAGCUCCUUAAGGAUUUCUAAUCUUUCACUGAUGCACAAUGGGAAUUACACCUGUAUAGCUAGAAACGAUGCAGCAGCUGUGGAACACCAAAGCCAAUUAAUUGUGAGAGUGCCACCUAGAUUUGUGGUUCAGCCAAGUGACCAGGAUGGGAUAUAUGGAAAAGCUGUAAUUCUCAACUGCUCUGCAGAGGGUUAUCCUGUUCCUACCAUUGUCUGGAAGUAUUCGAAAGGUGCUGGGGUUCCUCAGUUCCAGCCAAUUGCAUUGAAUGGUCGUAUCCAGCUUCUCACAAAUGGCUCCUUGCUGAUUAAACAUGUGCUGGAAGAAGACAGUGGAUACUACCUCUGCAAGGUCAGCAAUGAUGUGGGAGCAGACGUCAGCAAGUCCAUGUACCUCACUGUUAAAAUCCCUGCUAUGAUAACUUCCUAUCCAAACACCACCUUGGCAACACAGGGUCAAAAGAAGGAGAUGAGCUGCACAGCUCACGGAGAAAAACCCAUCAUAGUCCGCUGGGAAAAAGAGGACCGGAUCAUUAACCCCGAAAUGUCCCGCUAUCUUGUUUCCACCAAGGAAGUAGGAGAUGAAGUGAUCUCUACUUUACAGAUUUUGCCAACUGUGCGUGAAGAUUCCGGCUUCUUUUCCUGCCAUGCCAUCAAUUCCUAUGGGGAGGAUCGCGGAAUAAUUCAGCUCACUGUGCAAGAGCCCCCUGACCCUCCUGAAAUAGAAAUACGAGAGGUGAGAGCACGCAGUAUUGCCCUCAGAUGGACCAUGGGAUUUGAUGGAAAUAGCCCAAUCACGGGCUACGAUAUUGAAUGCAAGAACAAGUCAGACUCUUGGGAUUCUGUUCAGAGAACCAAAGAUGUUUCCCCUCAGCUAAACCAAGCCACUAUCAUUGACCUCCACCCUUCCUCAACUUACAACAUUCGCAUGUAUGCCAAGAAUCGCAUUGGCAAGAGUGAGGCCAGCAAUGAGCUCACCAUCACUACUGAUGAAGCAGCCCCUGAUGGCCCACCUCAGGAUGUUCAGCUUGAGCCUAUAUCCUCACAAAGCAUUAGGGUCACCUGGAAGGCUCCAAAGAAGCACUUGCAAAAUGGAAUUAUUCGUGGAUACCAGAUAGGUUAUCGGGAGUACAGUGCAGGGGGCAAUUUCCAGUUCAACAUCAUCAGUAUUGAUACCACUGGGGACAGUGAAGUUUACACCCUGAAUAACCUGAAAAAAUUCACCCAGUAUGGCAUGGUAGUCCAGGCUUGUAACCGGGCUGGAAUAGGACCUUCUUCUCAGGAAAUCAUCACCACUACCCUAGAGGAUGUGCCCAGUUGCCCUCCAGGGAAUGUGCAAGCUACUGCCACAUCACCAGAAACUAUCUCUAUUUCCUGGUCAACGUUGGCAAAAGAAGCCCUGAAUGGGAUUCUGCAGGGAUUCAGGGUUAUCUACUGGGCUAAUCUCUUGGAUGGAGAGCUGGGAGAGAUAAAAAAUGUCACUACUACACAGCCAUCACUAGAGCUUGAUGGCCUGGAAAAAUACACCAAUUACAGCAUUCAGGUGUUGGCUUUCACGCGAGCCGGGGAUGGAGUGAGAAGUGAACAAAUUUUCACGCGCACUAAAGAAGAUGUUCCAGGUCCUCCUGCUGGUGUUAAAGCAGCUGCGGCUUCAGCCUCCACUGUCUUUGUGUCCUGGCUCCCUCCUCUUAAGUUAAAUGGUAUCAUCCGGAAAUAUACUGUGUUCUGCUCGCAUCCGUACCCCACAGUAAUCAGCGAGUUUGAAGCCUCUCCCGACUCGUUUUCCUACAGAAUUCCUAACCUAAGUCGAAAUCGGCAGUACAGCGUCUGGGUGGUGGCAGUGACUGCUGCAGGAAGAGGCAACAGCAGCGAAAUUAUCACUGUAGAACCACUAGCUAAAGCUCCUGCCAGAAUUUUGACAUUCAGUGGCACGGUCACAACUCCCUGGAUGAAGGACAUUGUCCUCCCUUGCAAAGCCGUUGGAGACCCAGCUCCGACAGUCAAAUGGAUGAAGGAUAGUAACGGGACACCCAGUCUAGUGAUGAUUGAUGGGCGAAGAAGCAUCUUUAGCAAUGGCAGCUUUGUCAUCCGAACUGUGAAAGCAGAAGACUCUGGAUACUACAGCUGUGUGGCCAGUAACAACUGGGGAUCAGAUGAAAUAAUUUUGAAUUUGCAGCUCUGCCCCUCCUUCUUGGAUCCGCUUCCCAUGAGGAGCAUGGUCCAUGCCUUCCUGCUUGCUCUUGCGGCAGUGAAACUCAAUCUUGUCUACGUUUCUGAGAAGCUCGGAGAGCUCUGUUCUAUCCGAGGUUAUAUUUUGCAGUACUCUGAAGAUAACAGUGAGCAGUGGGGUAGUUUUCCCAUUAGCCCUAGUGAGCGGUCCUACCGUUUAGAAACAUUGAAAUGUGGCACUUGGUACAAGUUUACGUUAACUGCUCAGAAUGGAGUGGGGCCAGGACGCAUCAGUGAGAUCAUUGAGGCUAAAACCCUUGGAAAAGAGCCACAGUUUUCUAAAGAACAAGAGCUCUUUGCUAGUAUCAACACCACAAGAGUGAGACUCAAUCUUAUAGGCUGGAAUGACGGUGGUUGUCCCAUCACUUCUUUUACUCUGGAGUACCGGCCGUUUGGGACAACAGUCUGGACAACUGCUCAGCGGACAUCCCUUUCAAAGUCCUACAUACUGUAUGACCUCCAGGAGGCAACUUGGUAUGAACUGCAAAUGAGAGUAUGCAACAGCGCCGGCUGUGCAGAAAAACAAGCUAAAUUUGCAACACUCAAUUAUGAUGGUAGUACAAUCCCUCCACUCAUUAAGUCAGUUGUGCAAAGUGAGGAAGGGCUGGCAACCAACGAAGGGCUAAAGAUGCUGGUGACCAUUUCCUGUAUCUUGGUUGGGGUCUUGCUGCUUUUUGUGAUGCUGCUCAUUGUGCGGAGGAGGAGGAGGGAGCAGAGACUGAAGAGGCUGCGAGAUGCAAAGAGUUUGGCUGAAAUGCUUAUGAGCAAGAAUACCAGGACAUCAGAUACACUUAAUAAGCAGCAGCAGACACUGAGGAUGCACAUAGAUAUUCCUAGAGCGCAGCUCCUGAUUGAGGAGAGGGACACAAUGGAGACCAUUGAUGACAGAUCAACAGUUCUACUAACUGAUGCUGACUUUGGAGAAACAUCUAAGCAGAAGUCACUGACUGUCACUCACACAGUACAUUACCAGUCUGUGUCACAAGCUACAGGACCGCUGGUGGAUGUUUCUGAUGCCCGGCCAGGAACAAAUCCUACCACAAGGAGGAGUGCAAAAACUGGACCCACAGCUCGCAACCGCUAUGCUAGUCAGUGGACCCUCAACAGACCUCACCCCACCAUAUCAGCCCAUACUCUCACCACAGACUGGGGGCUGCCCACCCCCAGGCCCACAGGAUCAGUGGAUAAGGAAAGUGACAGCUACAGCGUCAGCCCCUCACAGGACACAGAUCGAGCAAGAAGCAGCAUGGUCUCCACAGAAAGUGCCUCCUCAACAUACGAAGAGCUAGCAAGAGCAUAUGAGCAUGCGAAAAUGGAAGAGCAGCUGAGACAUGCCAAGUUCACCAUUACUGAAUGCUUCAUAUCAGACACAUCGUCGGAACAGUUAACGGCAGGGACUAAUGACUACACAGACAGUUUGACCUCAAGCACGCCGUCAGAAUCGGGGAUUUGCAGGUUUACUGCAUCCCCCCCCAAACCUCAGGAUGGAGGGCGAGUGAUGAACAUGGCAGUUCCAAAGGCCCAUCGGCCAGGUGAUCUCAUGCAUUUGCCACCCUAUCUUAGAAUGGACUUUUUACUAAACCGUGGCGUGCAGGGCGCGAGCAGAGACCUGGGUUUGGGGCAAGCCUGCCUGGAGCCGCAGAAAAGCCGAACCUUGAAGCGUCCCACGGUCCUGGAGCCAAUACCGAUGGAGACGUCCUCCACGAGGGAAGUACAGUCUUGGCAACCUGGUGCUGUGGCAACGUUACCUCAGCGAGAAGGAGCUGAGCUGGGACAGGCAGCAAAAAUGAGCAGCUCCCAAGAAUCCCUGCUGGACUCCCGGGGCCACUUGAAAGGCAACAAUCCCUACGCAAAAUCUUACACCCUGGUAUAACAAAAAGAGCAUGGCUGGACAGUGGCUGUAAAUACUUACAAUGAAAAAAAUCCAAUGAAAGCUACCUUUUUUUUAUUGAAUUCCAAUAUUUAUAAUUAAA
This is a messenger RNA of Struthio camelus australis, 6139 nucleotides long. Lineage: Eukaryota; Metazoa; Chordata; Aves; Struthioniformes; Struthionidae. The record is from RefSeq and is a predicted model, not a curated record.